Molecule: messenger RNA, 4378 nt
Organism: Fukomys damarensis (Damara mole-rat)
Lineage: Eukaryota; Metazoa; Chordata; Mammalia; Rodentia; Bathyergidae
Gene: Fam234b
Product: family with sequence similarity 234 member B
Exons: 13
Coding region: 340-2190 (616 amino acids)
Molecular function (GO): protein binding
Source: RefSeq, a predicted model, not a curated record
GCUGGACCUGGGCGGGCGCAGGGGUUGCAGGGAGGAAAGUGACCCUGAGUGAGUGGAGCAGCCUCUCCACGUAAUGACAGCCGUGGCGCGGCAGAGGGCUGCGGGAGACAGGUGUUUCCCUUCCCAGGAAAGCAGGAACAACGGAGGAUGGCUAAUGGAAUUGUCCAGGGUCCCUCAAGCAGUAUUGGAGAAGCCUGUGAGCAUCAGGGGUGUUUUGGACUCUAGAUCCUGAGCUUUCGCCUACAUUUAGUCUCUGGUUGCUGAAGCGAAAAGUGGGAAGCGAUUUGGCACCUGUCAGCCUGUCAUGUUGGAACAUUCUUUAAGGAAGUGCUGGUGGCGAUGACGGCUUCCAGAGGAAAGAAGAGCCCCGACCUCGGGGAGUAUGAUCCCCUCACCCAGGCUGACAGUGAUGAGAGCGAAGACGAUCUUGUGCUUAACUUGCAGCAGAAGAAUGGAGGGGUCAAAAAUGGGAAGAGUCCUCUGGGGGAAGCGCCGGAGCCUGACUCCGAUGCAGAGGCUGCUGGGCCCACAAAGCCGCAUCUCUCUGAAGUCUCCACAGAGGGGUACCCCCCGGAGCCCCUCGGGGGCCUGGAGCAGAAGGCAACAUCCUCCCUCGUGUCCUACGUGCGCACUUCCAUCUUCCUGCUGACGCUGGGGGUGUCGAUGGUCCUGGUGCUCCUCUGUGCCUUCCUCAUCCCCUGUCCUCCGAGAGACCUGCAUAGCACUUGGAGCCGCCGCCUAGGCUCCCAGGGAGGUGGGGACCUGUCUCCGCUGGAGCUGGCUGAUGUGAAUGGAGACGGCCUGCGCGAUGUGCUGCUCUCCUUCGUGACGUCAAGGAACGGGAGCUCAGCAGGUGGCUCAAGGCUGGCUGCUGAUCUCGUGUGCCUCUCGGGGAUGAACGGCAGUACUCUGUGGUCCAGUGCCCUCCCGGAAGAGGCCCAGGAUAUCACAUGUUUGGAUCUGACGCCAGGCAGCGGGGCUGAAGUUAUCUGUCUUGUGACUGGGACGCGCAAGAUGCUCAGUGCAUUCAACGCAACCACAGGGAAGGCCCUCUGGACUCUGAGCCCAGACUCCCUGUCCAGUGGCACCUUGGCUGCCCCUGCGGUGGUGCUGCCAGACUUGGACAAGGACGGCGUUGGAGACCUUGCGGUUCUGGCCAUCGGGGAGACACAGCCAGAUGUGUGCUUUCUGCUGGUGUCUGGCCGGACAGGGAGCCCACUGGGCCGACCUGUGAAGUAUAGCUUCGUGGGAGUGGGGAAUCUGAUUGGUCCCCAGGUUUACAGCACGGCCAAUGGGGCUGUCUACAUCCUGUUUGGCUUUGGAAAUGUUCAAGCUGUCGCCCUGCGGGACAUUUUUGUUCAGGCCCAAAACCGAGACAGCUCACCACCUUCUCUGCAGAUAGAAGAGCCAGAAUGGGAGAAGCGGAGAUCCGUCAACCUGUCUGAGCUCAUUGACAUAUACAGUGAUGGUGUUGAGCUGCUCCAGAUGGUGAAGAUGCCCGAUUCCAAUUGCAGCAACCUCCUGAUUACAACAAGACAAGGCCUGGUUCUGCUUCGGGGGCAAAACCUCACACCGUACUGGACAUUGAGCCUUCCAGGCCUGCGCAGCCAGCCUACUCCUGGGUAUUUUACAGAUGAUCAGACCUUAGACUUCCUUCUGCAGACACAGGAAGGAGUCGGGAUGAAAAAGAUGAUGGUGGUCGAUGGCGAGUCUGGCUCCAUCAUUUGGAGUUACAGUGCUCCAUGUCACAUGAGAGAAACCCUGACCACCUCAGCGGUUACUUCAGACCGGAAGUCUGUCUUCCUCUUCUGGGCAGAAGGGCUGUCAGCUGCACCACCCAAUUCUGAUGCCAUGCCGGGAGCUGCUGUACCCAGCUCUUACCACCUUUACCUUCUGCAUCCAACCUUCCCCUCCAUCCUGCUGGAUCUGGCCAACGCCACAGGCACAGUGACGGCCUCACAGGUUGGAAUCAACGACCUCUGGAAAGAUGCCUUUUAUGUCACCCGGAUGACAGGGCCAAGCACGGAAGGGCAUCCCGCACCCGUGGUGGUCAGCAAGCUUAGUCUUCGGUGGGCACUGAUGGAGAGCCAGAUGGUCCAGCUGGAGGAGACCACUCCCACAAUUGGCCGCGGAGAGCUGCGAAGAUUCCUCUCCAGGAUAAAGUUUGUUGAUUCUCCCUACCAGAUCUAGUCUAAUGGACUCCUCAGUUUCAGAAGUAAACAAGAGUGAGUUUGCUCUCUCCUGUCAGUGGAGAACCAAUUCUUUGGCGAGAGGAAGACUUCCGCACGACUGAAAGCUGCACUUUGGAAGGCAGUGGCUGGAGCUGUGAUGAUGCAUGGCCCGCUUGGCUGGGGUGUUGACUACCUUUCCAGUCCCCGCACUAACCCCUCUAGGAACUCUCUGUGGAUAGUUUGGAAAUGUGAAUCUUCUCAGUGUUUUAUUUUUUUGUACAUCUAAUUUAUAAACCAUUACUGGGAAAUCCAGUAAAGCCUAUGACUAGGACAUAUUUUGUUUUGCAUUAUGCUGCAUGUAUAUAUUUUUUGGUAUUGUGGUGAGAUUAUUUCCAGACAUGCCCUAAGCUUCAGAGAUCCCAUUUUUUGUUCUCUCGAAAUAGGUGUGGUUAAGUCAUCUUGAGACUUCCUCUAAUUCUGAGGGUCACCCUCAUUCUCUCCUUAUUCUCUCUCCUCCUGUACCAUGGCUGCUUCUGAGCUGUAGACAGCAGUGAGAAAGACUGACAGUGGAGGACCGAGUCACCCAUCCAGCAUUUUCAACUCUUCCUUCCCCAGACUUUCUGUCUGUAUGAAGUGGCCAUGACAAUAAUCACGUUCCUUUCACAAGGGAGCAAGAGAAAUAGUUUCAGUGACUCACUUCUAACCAGGCCCCUAUGUCCUGUCCGUGUGGUUUUGUUGGCUCUGCCAGUCAUGACCUUGUUCCUGCAGUGACGUCAGAAGGGCUGGGAGUCAGGGCCCAGGAAGCCCAGGUCCUCCCCCCGCUGCCUUCCCCGCAUCUCCUCUGGGCAUCCUCCCCACUGCCUCUCCCCUUCCUUUCCCUUUUAUUCAGGGAUAUGUUUCUUGGCUUUUACUUUUGCUACUUGUGCCCACAGUGCAACCAUUUUGCCCUGUACCUUCCCUUACAGAGACUUUGAAGCAUCAUAUUUAAAUUCUUAUGUGAUUAAGUUCUUUAGAAUUAUUUCUGGUACUUUCACCAUUCUUCUGUAUACACUUGUUACUUCUAUUAAGCUCUCUUUUAAACUUCUAGGUCAUUGUCUGUACAGCAGAAAAUCCAGUGGUAGCUCAUUAAGAAAAACAAACAAACAAACAAACAAACAACUGCUUUUCUGCUUGAGUACUUUUGAUAGAUCUCCCCUGAGUGAAAAUCAGGUUCUCUUCUUACUUGGACUAGUUUCUGUUUAGCUUGGGUUAAUGAAGUAUUCCAGAAAAUGGUGGAUUCCUUAUUUGAAAGGUUAUCUAUUAAUUGCUCACUGAUAGGUGUUGCAUCAGGGGGUUGUCAGCAGUAGAUCCAAAGAAGGCUAAUGUUUCCACACUGCAGAUUGUCUGGCCCACAGAUCAGCCUUACCAGGCUUCUGGUAAGCCUCAGAGCAUAUUUGCUUUCAACACUCUGGAAGUUGUGGGUAGGUCCUGCUUGAUUUUAGUAGAAUAGUUAAGAAGAUAUCUCAGGCCCAGGGAUUUAGCUCAGUGGUUCCUCCGCCUGCUUUGCAAGUGCAAGAUUUAGAGUUUGAUCCUCAGUACUGGGGGUGGGGGGGGGAGAAAAAAAAAGAUAUCUCUACUACAGAUUCCUUUGUCCACACUUGAAUCUACUUGGGUAUAAGGGCCUAGGUCACAGUGAUGGCGAACCUUUUAGAGCUUUCAAUAAUAACAAACAGCCCACUGUGGCAUGCGUGGCAUAGGUUUGCCUCCAUUAGCCUAGUAUAUAGUUCAGUUAGCUAUAGAGUUCUCAGGACUAAUUUUUAGUGGACCAAAGCCCAAAACUAAUGGUCCUAUGGCUUGGCUGAGCCAUCCAUGCAUAACCUGUUCUCUACCAUGUUGAGGCUUUCUGGGAAACCAGCCAGCACAGACAGGAGUGAAAUACAAAGUUGUUAAUGGAAGGUCUGCUUGGGUGGGUUUGUUUGGACAGAGGCCCUACGUGUGUGUGCAGCGUAAGUCUCAGACACAGAGAAGAGGAAUCUAGAAGCUAGUGUUACUGAACUCUGUCUCUUAAAAACUCCAUACUGUGAGUUUGAAUCCCUCCUUGCUACCCAUGACAGCUCUAGGUUUACUUCCUCUUGCAGCGAGUACAGAAGGGUAGAAGUGAUGCCGAGGACGGAGAAAGCACAUCUGCCUGAUGUGAGUGCUGGUCUCUUGCCAAAUGUGUCCCUAAA